Molecule: messenger RNA, 903 nt
Organism: Moneuplotes crassus
Lineage: Eukaryota; Ciliophora; Spirotrichea; Euplotida; Euplotidae
Source: the annotation of a GenBank genome assembly
AUGUUCACUACAAGACUUUUGGCGAGGACUUUACCUCGAUAUACUAGACUCUCCAUGGCUACGAAGGCAAUGUCUACUGGAGUUGGCCUCUCUGACUUCCCUGAUCUUUUGAAAGUUAAUUAUCAUGAGGAAUUCGACCAAGGAUUAACUGAGGCGGAGAAGGCAAAAAUGAAAAGAAUUGAUAUCUAUAGAUCUAACCCUAGUGACCCUGAAGAUAUUCCUAAAUACGUAUCGUAUUAUAUUAACAGAGAUGAAUGCGGCCCAAUGUUCUUAGAUGCUCUCAUCAAAGUUAAGGAUGAAAUUGAUCCAACCCUUUCCUUUAGAAGGUCAUGUAGGGAAGGAAUCUGUGGAUCAUGCGCUAUGAACAUGGAUGGAAGGCAUCACCUGGCCUGCUUGUGCUCCCUACCUGAUAAUAAUGAAAAGAGCGUAAUCUCCCCACUCAUGGGAAUGUUUGUGCUCAAAGAUUUAGUUGUUGACAUGACUCAUUUCUAUGCACAAUACAAAUCAAUCGAUCCGUAUUUAAAGAGAAAAACUCCUAAAAAGGAAGGUGAAAAAGAAUAUUUCCAAAGUAUUGAAGAUAGAAAGAAACUAGAUGGGUUGUACGAAUGUGUACUUUGUGCUUGCUGUACCACUUCAUGCCCAAGCUACUGGUGGCAUCCACAAGAAUACCUUGGCCCUGCUGUCUUAAUGCAAGCUUAUAGAUGGGUAAUUGAUUCUAGAGAUGAAUACACCGAGGAAAGACUUGAAGCUAUCGGUGGUGAUAUGAAGCUUGAUGAAUGUUACCAAAUCGGUAUUUGCUCCCUCGCCUGUCCAAAGCACCUCAAUCCAAGAGAAGCUCUUUCUAAUCUAAAGGACUUGUAUCUUGAACACAAGGAAAAGAAGGAAGCCGAGGAAGGUUUCUAA